ACUGAUUAUGAUUUACUAGGAGUUCCAGAUACUGCAAUUGAACCGUGUCCCGGUCACAGCCCAUGCAAGUUGUUCAGCAAUCUGUGAGUGUUACAAGCAGAUCAUCAUCAUCCCCAGCGACUCCAGCCCUUCCUUCCAGGCACUUCCUUCCUUCCUCUCUUCUACUGGGCUGUAGGGAGGGCUGGGAGCAUAUAAAGUUGGGCACAAACUUUGAGACAUGACACAGACCUCUCUGUGCGGACACAUGAGGACUUCUGGCUGGGAUACUUGCACUUUCCUAAUUACCAGCCGUCCCUCUGCCUGACUGCCAGCACUGUGCUCUGCCCUUGGCUGCCUAUACAGGGACAUGAUGCUGCUGCUGCUGCUCCACACAGUCUGCGCUGCGCUCCUCUCUGCGCACUUGGCGCAUCUGGCACCGCUGGAUGAGCUGGCACUGGAGUUUGUGUGCCUGGACCAGGCCUGUUACUCUGUAUCCUGGAUGAAUAAACGGUUUGCCAAAGCAAGUAAAUCCUGCAGUGACAUCCAGGGACACUUGAUGACGGUGAAAAACUCUGUACAAGCCGAUGCAAUCGCUUUACUGAUGGGCAAAGUGGAGAAAGCUGAUGCGAGAGUGUGGAUAGGGCUGGAGCAGCCUUAUAAAAACAGAUGCACAGAUACGCUGCAGCCUCUGAGGGGAUUCACUUGGGUGACCGGGGGCAGCUACACCGAUUACAGCAACUGGAAGAGUGGAGAGCAGAAAUGCGGUGCGCUCUGCGCCACUGUGCGCAAAGAUGCGACCUGGGAGGAAAUUGAUUGCGACUCCAAAGCGGAUGGCUACUUGUGCGAGAUAAGCUACUUCUCUUCAUGUAACGCACUUACUGUACCUGCAGACUACAAUGUCACCUAUUACCACACAUCCCUUGGUUUUGGUCUUAGUGGGGGUCCUGUUUUUCCCCCUGGAACUAACGCAGUCAUAUCCACAUUCCAGGACACUCUCUUCUGCCUAGAUAAAGGUGAGAGUGGUGGGGUAUGGAGCAGUAAUGCCCCAGCAGCUUGGACUUGCUUGAUCAUGAAUGGGGGCUGUGACCAUGAAUGUGUGGAAGUAUCUGGCACCCCUGAGUGUCAAUGCCCCCCAGGAUCACAGCUCAAAGCAGAUAAACGAGCCUGUUCCACACCCUGUGACCCCAACCCCUGUAGCCAACUCUGUGUCUCACACUCAGAGUCUCCUGGCUUCUUCUGUAUGUGCUCUGAGGGCUACAACCUUGCAGAUGAUGGGACAACAUGUGAAGACAUUGAUGACUGUGCAGUCAACCCCAAUAUCUGUGAAAGCCAUUGCACCAACACCAUCGGAAGCUUUGUCUGCAGCUGCAAACCUGGUUUUGAGAUGGUUGAUGAGUGUGAGGACAGGGGUGAGUGUCAGGCAGAGUGUCAGGACAUUGACGAGUGCAUAAACCCAGCCACCCUCUGUGAGCAUGACUGUGAGAAUUAUCCAGGUGGCUACAGGUGUGUCUGUGUUGAAGGAUUUGUCAUUGAUGAGAAAAAGCCAAAUAAAUGCAAGCGGUUCUGCAACACAUCAUUCUGUGAGGCUGAGUGUGAUGUCAACAACAAGGACAAGUGCCAGUGCCCAGAUGGCUACAUAGUGGAUGAGAAUGAUGCAGGGGACCCUAUUUGCACUGAUGUGGAUGAGUGUGAUUCAGUGUCCUGUGACUGGUCCUGUACCAAUUUGUUUGGAUCAUACCAAUGUAUUUGCCCAGAAGGAUACACUGUCCAACAUACCAAAUGCAUUCCUCCAGAGGAAGGUUCAGGUGGGACAGAAACACCUUCAGAAAUCACUCCAUCUCCAUCCACCACUCCAGACAUCCCUAGCCUACAGCCAGCCAUGCUGUUAGGGAUCUGCAUUGGAAUUAUCUCCAUGUUGACUGUCCUGAUAGCAAUCCUGUGCCACAUGUUGAGGAAACAGAGCAUGGAACAGCAGGCCUUGGACUAUAAGUGUAAAAACACUGAGAAGGAUGUGGUCCUCCAGCAAGUAAAGUCAGAACCACAAAGGACACUUUAAUGUCUAAAAUACCAUAGGGGGUGAUGUAUCAAACCUUGGAGAUAAAUAAAGUGGAAAAAGAUAAAGUACCAGCCAAUCGGGAUCUAACUGCCAUUCAACAGGCUGUGUUUGAAAAAUGACAGCUAUGAGCUGAUUGGAUUGGUAUUUUAUUGCUCUCAACUUUAUCUGUCACCGAGGAUUGGUACAUCUCCCCCAUAAUGCAUUCACCCCCCCCCCCCCCCCCCCAAACCACAGUGUAACCUGUUCUACAGAGGAUUAAGACUAUUAUACAUGGUCUAGGGCUAUUAACUGUCAAGUGGGUACAUUGGGGUCACUGGCUAACCACAUGACCUCACAGAGGGGUAAUCUGAGGGUCCUUCAUGCUUCCCCAAUACACGUCACAUGUACUGGUUGAAUUCGGCUGAACUGUAGAAAUUGGGAAACUAAAUAUAAGGAGUGGCUAUACUUUUCCGCGUGUGGUUAUGGAUAUCUGUGUAAAUAAAUUAUGUAAAAUGCAGUUUACAAGAUGAGGGAUAUGGUACACUAGGUGACAUUGUAAUCUAAUGAGAUAAAGUCAUUUAGCCCACAACCAAUAUGGGAAUAAUGUGAAAAUUUGGGUUCAGGACUAACAGGGCUGCUUAUUAGGAGGUUAAGGUUAUAGUCACACAAUCUUAACAUGUGUGCGUGCAUGUGUGUAUGUAUAUGUAUAUAAAUAAAUAAAUAUAUAUAUAUAUAUAUAUAUAUAUAUAUAUUCGCCUCCAAAUGAGGUCGAGGGCACUAUAGAUCACGCUACAGGUAAAAAACAGCAA
This is a messenger RNA of Pseudophryne corroboree (corroboree frog), 2823 nucleotides long. RefSeq names its product thrombomodulin-like. The transcript has a single exon. Gene Ontology annotation, molecular function: extracellular matrix binding; extracellular matrix protein binding; transmembrane signaling receptor activity. Bases 347 to 2035 code for a protein of 562 amino acids. The record is from RefSeq and is a predicted model, not a curated record. Gene Ontology annotation, cellular component: extracellular matrix; external side of plasma membrane; membrane. Gene Ontology annotation, biological process: cell migration. Lineage: Eukaryota; Metazoa; Chordata; Amphibia; Anura; Myobatrachidae.